Danio rerio (zebrafish) is the source of this 1360-nucleotide messenger RNA. RefSeq names its product desumoylating isopeptidase 1b (gene desi1b). Lineage: Eukaryota; Metazoa; Chordata; Actinopteri; Cypriniformes; Danionidae. Gene Ontology annotation, molecular function: palmitoyl-(protein) hydrolase activity; peptidase activity. The record is from RefSeq and is marked provisional.
AGUGAAUAAGCACAUUUGUCAUAACCGGUGUCCAAAUAUCUCGAGUCACUGUUGCCAAACGAAUGCUGAACACCGCGUUGGACCUGUCAAACUUUCGUGGUUAGGAUAAUUUGUUAAAAUACUUUGUGUUCGUUUUAUGGAUGUGUGAUAAUGAGACUUUGAGACACCAAAACAGUGAAGUCUGCCUUUUUCGAGUCGAAAACUCAAGAUAGAUUUACGUUUGUUUACAGUAGCGUUGCGUUUUUGUUUGUAAACAACACUUUGUUCUGAAUCAGUUGCCAUGGCUAAUGGAAGUUCUUACACCGUUCAGCUGUACGUUUAUGACCUGUCAAAAGGACUGGCCCGUCAGCUGAGCCCCAUGAUGUUAGGAAAGACAGUCGAGGGAAUAUGGCACACUGGAAUAGUGGCUUACGGGGAAGAGUUUUUCUUUGGAGGAGGAGGUGUUACAAGCUGCUAUCCUGGUUGUACUAUUCUUGGUAUGCCUGAUUCCACAGUGGACCUAGGAAACACAGAAGUUCCUCGGGACCUUUUUCAGGAAUAUCUGUCUUCGCUCGGGGAGUCCACUUAUAGACCUGAAAAAUACCACCUUUUUGAACACAACUGUAACACCUUCAGCGCUGAAGUUGCGCAGUUUUUAACAGGAAAAAAGAUUCCCUCAUACAUCACGGAUCUUCCAUCUGAAGUGCUCUCUACACCUUUUGGACAAGCGCUCCGUCCUCUUCUGGAUUCAAUCACCGUCACUCCAUCCGGGAACAAUGGCAUGAAUGGAUAUGGCCAGAGGUAGAAGAUCUGGCUGCAUCUAAGAAUGUAUUAAUACAGCAGUCAUGAAGAGUCACAUUGUGCCUUUCAAGAUCAAAAAUAGCUUUUAUAUAAAGCAGGGCUUUCAGUUUCUCUGCUCAGUGCCUUUUCAUAAAGUGAUACAUUUUCACUCUCUUUUUUUAUGCUAUCUUCAGUGAUCUGCUGUGUAGACAGAGGGACCAAUUAAUCUGUAUUGUUGACUCUUUAGAAUAGAAUAUACAAAUCCACUGGGACAAACAACCAGUGGAUAGGAAAUGUGAAAGAGGACAUUUUUACCAGGACUGCAAAUGAAUUUUAAAAUAAACAAAAUCAUGUGGUAUAAUUGGAUAGAACACCCAAAAAUGAACAUUCUGUCUGUUACGCAUUUUCUGAGUUCAUGUUAAGCACAAAUAAAGAUAUACUGAGGAAUGUUGGAAAGUAGCAGCCAUUGACUUUUUUUGUUCCCACUAUGAAUGUCAUUUCCAACAUUCUUCAGAAUAUGUUGUUUUGGGUUCAACGGAUGUCAGAAAUUCAUAAAUGUUUAAAGUCCGCAUGAAACGGAAGCUGUGACAGCUUUUUUUUU